Sitodiplosis mosellana (orange wheat blossom midge) is the source of this 5563-nucleotide messenger RNA. Its product is annotated as acyl-CoA-binding domain-containing protein 5-like. Gene Ontology annotation, molecular function: fatty-acyl-CoA binding. The record is from RefSeq and is a predicted model, not a curated record. Gene Ontology annotation, biological process: fatty acid metabolic process. The transcript has 3 exons. Bases 1124 to 1678 code for a protein of 184 amino acids. Lineage: Eukaryota; Metazoa; Arthropoda; Insecta; Diptera; Cecidomyiidae.
AACCAGUACUCACAUGUACUAGACGAUGGAGCAUUAGAGCUACCAUAAGUUUUCAAAAGCAAACGAUGACUUUCAGCAGCAGUUUUCUUCGAACUAUAGAAGAAAAGUAAAACUUCCCGCAAAUGCUGUUUUUUCGGCACGUAUUUUGACAUGAUUGUAAGUGAAAAAAAUUAUGUUGUUUACGCUUUGGUAAAAUAACACCUACUGAAAACUAAUGUCAAAUGAUGUGGCUUUCACGUGAAUAUAGUUACAGUAUGGCCCGAUGCGUUAUAGUACAAGUUACGCCAUCUGUAGUGGAAAUUCUUUAAAACUAAUGCAUACACCCAAUAUGUCAUUUGACAUUCAGAAUUGAAUUCAAUUGGUUUACAAAAAAAAAACAAAAAAAAUGGCAGCUGUUCAAUUUUACCAAUAUCAUUUUGUUUGUGAGAAAUUUUUGUUUAAAAAUUGCGACAUUAAAUUCAUCAAAUUGCUAAUAAGAACCAACUAUAUUUUCGUUCCAUGUGCCCAUCACACCUUGCUAAAUUGAUUCUCGAACGAUGAAUGAAUAAAUUUGUUUGAUAUUUUUUUAAUUCCAUAAACACAAAAUCAAAUGCAGUAAAUUUGUUCCGGCUGUGCAGCACUAGCAAAGAGCUGAGCGAAGCGAAGCAAUUCAGCUAGUAAUCGAGCAAGUGACCAAACAUGAAAAUGUAUAUGAAAGCCGAUUGUCAAUGGUUCAAGAUAAUCUAACUAAAUGUGUGAAAAAGGAUAGACUAACUGAGGCGUUAAACAUAUUAGUGACGGCCUCAAUGACUGCAAAAGUCAUCUUUCAAUUUAUCAAAGAGAAGUUUCACGUCCAAUCCAAAUAUGUCCCUGUUGGUAGCUUUGAGUUAACACAUUGACAUAACAUAUUGACCAAAACAUUAUACAAUGAACUUUAUUACAUUUUUAUAAAUUUUUUAACCGGUUCUAAGACGAUUCCAGUUUUAGCUCUCGAUCAAAUGAAUAAAACAAAAACACGGAAGAUGAAAGAAGACACGCAAAACCGAUUUGUUGAUUGUCAGUUCGUCAGAAACACGAAUAAAAACAACAUUGACCAUUUGUAUCUUAAGUUUUUCAAAAUAAGUUUAGAUUCAUUCAAGUAAUCAUGAAAUUUUCGUUUCAUCGACGAUCAGGCUCAUAUCAACCCUCGAAUGAUAUGAUGCUUCGAUUUUAUUCCUACUACAAGCAAGCAACAUUGGGUCCAUGUUCGCAGAAGAAACCACCAUUCUGGGAUGUUGUGGGCAGGGCAAAGUACGAAUCGUACAAAAGUCUUGGAAAGAUGUCAAAAGAGCGAGCAAUGGAAUUAUAUGUGGAUGAGUUGAAAAAAAUAAUUGAGACAAUGUCAUAUACGGAUAAUGUAGCUGAAUUCAUGGGAAGCGUCUCUGAACUGGAUGGCAUUGAUGUUGACGACUUGGAAACUGUUGCUCCAGAAGCAAUAAAAAAAGUGAAAUCACAGCCGAAUUCACCUUUUGCGUCGCGCGAAGCAAGUCCAAUUCGGUCAUCCGAAAGAACACUACGGUAUCGUAAUGAAAUGGAUUAUAUCAAUGGGCACUCACAUAACGGUCAUUUAACCACUACCGAACCAUCAGACGAUGAUGAAUAUAUUGACACAGUUGAGGUAAUUAUGAUUUUAUUAUUGGGUGAUGCCAAUUUUUCCUAGAAUUUUUCGUUCCGGCUACAAUCUCUGCUGUUGGCCUCAAGUUGUUGAUGUUAAUUGACACCGAAUCAUAUGUGCCAAAAUCGAUACUGUUAAACUCGCUUGAACUUAUUAUCAUUCUACCCAGUGAUUGAAAUAAGAAAAUCUAAAAAGAUUCGAAAAUGCUGAAAAUUACCUCCAAAGAGAAUUCACAAAUGUAUUUAUUUAUUUGAUUUAUUUUUUGUUAUUAGCUUUCGCUUUUUUGCUUUCUGAAUAACUUUAAAACUAAUUUUAUUCUUUUAUGUGCAUUUUCACUCUCUACAUUCUUCUUCUUGAUAACUCGUUAAAUAAUUCUACACCGUUGUGCAAUACACAUUUUCUUGCGUUCUAAUAUCUGACGGUCUCAUUCAUUUCUGUUUCUGGUGUUUAUAUUGUGGGAUUCAUUUGCGUAUUUAAUUUUAUUACGUAAAUAUUGAGGGACAAGAUCAUUUUUCAUCUUAUAAACAAGUAACAUCACAUCAUAAUUUAUUCGUUGUGUUACACUCAUCCAAUUUGAACUUUUUAGCAAAUUCUGAAGGCAUUCUGUAAUCGCAUUGCACGAUUCUAUAAUUAUUGCAUCGAUUCAAUUUGUUCCUCUGUACAAUUUAUACAGAACGUUGAGCAGUAGUCAUAGUGCGGUUGAAUAAUCGAGUAGUAUACAAUUUUCCUUAUAUCAAAAGUGAUUUUGUAUCAUUAUUCUGGACCAUAAAGCGUUUCUUCGCCAGAAAUGGUUUAUUUAGUACAGAGAUGACCGAACGCACGCUCAGUAGCGAAUUCAGCAACUCAACUGAGCGUUGUUUUCUGCUCCGUGCGUUUACACGCACCUUCUAGAAGAGUCAGUGCGCGCACUGGCUUAAUUUUGCAACUAUCAUUUUUGGUGAUUUUUCUGCUAAAUCUAAUAUAAACAUGACUUUUUAGAAAUUAUUCUUUAUCGAGAAAGGGGCUGAAUAUUAAAAAAAAGUUUGCGUAUGGCCAAAAAUGUAAAAAAGAGUGGUGAAAAAAGCAAAAACAAUACAAGCGCGCUUCAGUCAUCUCUGUUUUAGUACGAAUAUUUUGUUAUAUUUACAAUAUACUAAUUCAUUCUAAUUAAAUUCAAUCUCUCGGAGAGCUUCUGGAACUGGGUCGGAGGGGUCAAAUUAACCCCCUCUGAAUCAAUUUUGUCACAUUACCCCUAUGUGGAAUUUUUUUACCCAUACUCUGAUUUAAAUUCAAAAAUGAGGACCUUUUUUUCAAGUCCUCACGUUUUCUGCGAAGCGGGUUUACACUAGAUAGAAUCGAUUUUGAAAAGUGAUAACCUUUUUUUUGCUCGUCACUUUUGAAAUUACCCAUACUCGAAAUUACCCCCCAAAUAAAAAUUUGCAAUUUGAAAUUAAAUAUUAAAUCGAUUAUUAAAUAUUUGGUGCAAUCGACCAAUGAAUAAAUUUUCCCAAUAAUGAAUGCGAAAAACACUCUUGAACUUCGUACUCAGGGGUAAUACAGCGUCCUAACGUCACUUAAAAUGAUAUCAGUCUUUUUGGUGAUAAAUCCACGCUCAGGAGCGUCACUCCAUUUUAACCUCGUCUAGAGGUUUUUCAUCUGAUUUAAGUAACGAUCAAUUUAUGUUCUUUGGGAGAUUGUAUCUUAUGUAUAAAAAUUUCGCAAGCGUAGUUAUUUGUAAUUAAAGUAAUCGACAUUCGUAUGGCGGCAAAUUCUCACUUAAAUUGGGAUGUAAAUCGAUUUGAAAUUUCAUUUCCGUUCUUAUUGGUGCCAAAAGUAUGGAAAGCGUGUAGACACAUCGAAAAUACAUAUUUUUAAUUUUUUUCCCGAGGGGUUACAAUCCAAGAAGUUAGGAGCAAACACAGUUGAUCUCGAAGUUUAAGCCAAUAUUCUUUGGUUUUCCAUCAAAGAUUUUAAUAAUAUGGAGGUCAUUUUGAAUGAAACCUUCAAUGACCGAAUUUGCCAUUCGAGUAAAUAACCGAAAUUUCUUAAACAGGGUUUCCUUUAUUGGGAGUUUUUCUGUACUAAUUUAUUAAUAAUACGCAGAACAAAUUAGUGAUUUUGGCCAACGCGCCCUAAUAUGAUAUUUAUAAUAUAUAUAUUACUUGCAGAAAUUAAUACUAAUUCAAUUCAAAAAAAUUUCAUGCUCAUACAUCUUGAAAGAUCAAUAGAAUAAAAUUGUUUCUCAUAAAAACUUAGUAUUUAAAGUUUGAACUAUAAUAGCACAGUCCGCACAUAAAACAAUGUUUUCUUAGAACUAAACGAACUGUCAUCUAAAAUGUGUAUUCAGAUGAUACAUUCGUUUAAAAUGGUAUUUGCCAUCUAGUUUUCGUUUAAAAUUCGCCAUACAACCGAAUAAAAUUCGCACAAAAUAGAAUGCUUCUGCAAAAAAUCGCUAUUUUAAACGAAAAUUAGAUUAAAAAUACAAUUUAAAACGAAUGUAUCAUCUGAAUACACAUUUUAGAUGGCGCGUCGUUUAGUUUUGAGAUGUUAUUUCUUUGUUUGCGACGAGUGUUUUUUCUUCAAUUUGGCACAUGUGCCGAUCAAGUACCAAGCGGUAGCAUUCGUAGCCUUGAUUACGGAAUGGGCCAUGGUUUUGGUCUAAGUUGCUCCUCUCGAAAAAAUUUGACUAUCGUCGUUCCUGCGUUUCAGAAGGAACGAAUUUUUUUAUGUGACAAAAUUUUUCAUGUAUUACUUGUUUUAUCACAUCUAUGGUAGCCUAGAAAUUAUUUAUCUCACGAUAUUAGAACCAAAAAGUAUAACCAGUGGUGCAAUUCAUAAAAAAGCGAACGCCUGUUCGGUACAUUCGAACACACUGGACGUGUUCCACAAAGUAUCCGUUCGAUUUGAUUCAAUUGUUUUAAAUAGAGCUAAAUCGAACGCGUUUGCAAAUAUGUUCGGCGGUUCUUUCAAAAUCACCGAACGAUUUUGUGUUUUAGCGAUCCAAUUGAAAAAUUGCGAACACGUUCGACGAGCAUGACUAUUCAUGUCAUUUAUAUGUUAACAUGAAAGUUUGUUAUACAUGGUUAUGCAUGUGACGGUUCUUUGUUUAUGUGGAUUUUUCUUUAGCAUUAUAGUGUUUCACUUAAUAAGACUUUAAUGAUUUUUAUUAUUUCUUGGGCCUAUAGAUCGAAACUAAUCUUUAGUUUAUUCGCACCAAAUCUAGUUUUGAAGAUAUACCCCGGAUAUUAAUUUUACGUAUAUUUAGUACACACGAAUCUAAGCCACAAAAUUGUAUAUUGAUUCUUAAUACAAUAUGGAAGAAUAUUCCAAUACCUUUCAUUUGAUCUUUUACAUGCUCGUACAUGCUUUGAUAUCACAAUUUUUCCAGAGUUUGGUACUUUAGGUGGGAAAUAUAACAUUUUGACCGGGCUCAAAAUGACUUAUAUCGAACGAAUUUGUCGAGUUACUUUCUUGAAUUUCACAGUCGAAGAUCAUACAUAGAAUUCAAGUGAUACAUGCACUAAAUACAUAUUUUCAUUGGACCUUCAAACGGGGAAACGUAUUCGCCGCCCAAACGCGUUCACCGAACGCAAAUCAUUGCCGGAAACGGUCGGUUUUAAGGUAUUUUUGCAUUGUUCCAUGCCGACGUGUUCGAAGUUCUAUGAACUAUGUUCGUCUGACGAAAUGACGAAAAAUCGAACGAGUUCGGUUCGUUUGGUGCUGAAUGAUUUGUAUAGAAGCAACUUUUGUACAGAUUGACUUUUUUCGAUAUCUUAUUAAAAUUUUGUUAUCGUAUUAAUCCAAUGUUAUUAACGUUAAUGUUAUUAAAAACUUUGAUAACAAAAAUGUUACUAACGUUAGCAUUAGUUUUGAUAACUAUUGAUAUUAACGCAACAUUAAAAUAUCAAAAAAAAGUUUCAUACAAAAAACAUUUGACUCAUAGAAUGAAAG